Pediculus humanus corporis (human body louse) is the source of this 1992-nucleotide messenger RNA. Its product is annotated as class B secretin-like G-protein coupled receptor GPRmth8, putative. NCBI's taxonomy places the organism in Eukaryota, Metazoa, Arthropoda, Insecta, Psocodea, Pediculidae. Gene Ontology annotation, cellular component: membrane. The record is from RefSeq and is a predicted model, not a curated record. The transcript is spliced from 6 exons. Bases 1 to 1992 code for a protein of 663 amino acids. Gene Ontology annotation, molecular function: G protein-coupled receptor activity. Gene Ontology annotation, biological process: cell surface receptor signaling pathway.
AUGUUUAGAAUUAAAGUGGAAUUAUUACUUUUACUCGUGGUCUUGAUACAAAUAAAAUUUCGUUUAGUAAAAUCAAAUAAAUUUGAUGAUGAUGAUGAUUACAAAUGGGAAUGUGGAAAUUCUAAUUCACGUCAUUUGGUUGUUGCUGACGUUGCAACUCGUACAACAAACGACACAGCAAAAAAAAAUUACAUUGUGGAAUAUAGUGAUCACGAAGACAUACCUAAUUAUAGAAAACUCUUAACCCCUCACACUCAGCAAUAUAAUUUUUUCGAAGGAAAUUAUUUUUUUACGAACGAAAGGAAUAAUAAAUUAUUUAUAAAUAAAUGUUGCUCUUUGAAUUCAUAUUUCGAUAUUGAAAAUUACAAUUGCGUCGAAUUCGACAAUGACAAUUACACAAAAAAUUUAACGGAAUUUUUUUUCAACGGACUAAAUAAUCAGGAUGGUACCAAGUAUUUGUUUGUCGAAAAUGAACCUCGUUGCGACAACAAUUCCGUCGUAUCGACUUAUUUAUUAACAAAAAUUGAAUUCGAAGGUUUGGGUAUAAAAAUAAACGAAACAAUUUACAAAAAUUAUUGCAUCGAUAAAAAUCCUAAUUAUUUAAAUCAAACUAUCGUUUUAAUUUGUCAAGAUUCUAAUGAAAUUUGUUUGAAUAAAAAAUGUUUUCGAAAAUGUUGUCCGCUCAAACAAUCAUACGGUCCGAUGGGUCGUAAAUGUCAAAGGACAAAUCAUCCUUUUCAUCCAGAAUUUUUUCGUUUGCCAUCUUUGGAUUCUGAUAAUUCGAUAACGUUGUCAGAUUAUGGGCUACUCCUGGGCGAUGCCUGUGAAAAACAAGGAAAAUAUCUACUCGAAAGAGACGAAGGAGAAAUAAGUUAUUUAGAUGUUUCUGGAAAUUUAUACGUUCCAAUGUAUAAAAAAUGUUUUAAAAAAAACGAUUUCUGUUUAGAACACGUUGAAUUUGGUAAUUACAGCGAAAUCGGAAGUUUUUUAUGUUUCGCAAAAGGAUCCUCUAAUUUUGAAAAUUCAAAUCUUCAAUAUUUGCUUUUGUCUUCUGGUCUUAUUAUUUCAUGCACGUUUCUUUUGUUUACAUUUUUAUUUUAUUUAUUUUCUCCAAAAUCUAGAAAUUUGUACGGUAAAACAAUUAUGUGCUACAUUUGUAGUCUUUUUACCGCUUACCUUUGUUUAGCAAUUGUCGGAUUAAAAUCAACAGAACUUAACAAACGUCUUUGCAUUUACAUGGGGUAUGCCAUAUUGUUUUCCUUUCUGGCGGCAUUUUUUUGGUUAAAUGUUAUAUCGUUUGAUGUUUGGAAAACGUUUAGCCUGGAAAGAUCAAAAUCAGACAAGAGUAAAAAAACAAAAUUUCUAUGGUAUUCGUUAUAUGCUUGGUUUUUUCCAUGUUUGAUAACAACCGCAUGUGCUAUCGUUAAUCAAAUGGAUAAUUUUCCUUUUUCUUCAUUAAAACCGGAUAUUGGAGAAGAAAAUUGUUGGUUUUCAAGGCAAACGAAAGCAAUUUAUUUAUUUUUUAUAGCACCGAUUUCAUUAAUAAUAACAUGUAACAUUGUUUUUUAUAUUCAAACGGCUAUGAAAAUAAGAAAAGUUAAACUUGAUGUUGCGAAAAUGGGAAAACAAAAACAUUCAAAAUUUGCAGCCAACAGAGAUCAAUUUAUUAUUAAUGGAAAAUUAUUUAUUGUCAUGGGAAUAACUUGGAGUUUGGAAAUUAUUUCAUUUUUUGCUCCUCAUCCGAUUUGGUACAUAACCGACACUGCUAAUGCACUUCAUGGAGUUUUUAUAUUUGCUGUUUUCGUCCUUAAAAAAAAGAUGUUUCAACAACUUUCUCAUCGGAUUAGGUAUCCUUUAAGAAGUAUAAAACAAUUCUCAACUUCAGGACAAACUAAUACAUCUUCAUCGAGAAGUUUAAGAGAAUCGGUUACUAAUUCAAAAAGUCAAAUAAUAUCAACUACAACCGCCGCAUCCAGCGAUUUAAAAAAGUAA